This is a messenger RNA of Paramacrobiotus metropolitanus, 2211 nucleotides long. RefSeq lists its product as uncharacterized. Lineage: Eukaryota; Metazoa; Tardigrada; Eutardigrada; Parachela; Macrobiotidae. The transcript has 2 exons. The record is from RefSeq and is a predicted model, not a curated record. Bases 1 to 1956 code for a protein of 651 amino acids.
AUGGGACACAAAUCAGCAACCAAAGCACCGUCUCGUACCAUUCCCCAGUUACUGGAAAGUUUCAAGGAUGAAGUGAACAAGCACGCCCGGCCAACCUCGGCCCAACUCAAAGGAAUCGUCGACGAACUUGUCCCUUUUCUUAGCCGCCUUGUUGAUCACAACAUCGAGCAGCAUAACCGAAUUCUGGACCUUGAACGGGAAAUAUAUCAGCUGAAGAAAUUGAAGGCACCUGUCAAUGCCACCGCAGGGCCGGGCACCGUGCCCGCCACAGUCAAUCUCGCUUCUCAGCCACAUGGAUUACAGAAGCGCCAUGUUCCCCACAGCAACCCCCAAAAUGUGACGCCCAAGCAGAUUCCAAAGACGUAUGCCCUGAUUGUAUCAGCCGACAAAGAGAAGUCAGACGGAAAUGGUAGUCACCAUAUUGCUGUCGAUGAGAUCGAAAAGAAGUUACCACAAUGUAUACCUGACGCCAGCGCGAGAUUUAAUAUGGAGCAAGUACGGCGCACUCAGAACGACAACAUCGUCAUCCGUUUCCGGGAAGAGAGGGACCGCGACGCCGCGAAAGCCGAAUUGGAAAAGCACAAAGAUACCCUCGGAUUUACGUACAUUCCCGUCGCACUGGAAGACGUCAUACGUGACUCCUCUUCCAAAACGUCUGUAGAUCAAACAUUAAUUACCAAUUACCGCCCUAUUGCAAUUCUGCAUCCAGUUUCGAAAAUCUUUGAAAAGUGCAUUGCCAACUAUUUACGAUGUUUUUUGGAAAGCAAUUGCUUGUUAAGUGACAGCCAGUUCGGAUUCCGUGCUAAGCGUAACACGGAACUGCAGUGUUUGGUUUUCUCGAAAUUUGUUAAAGACUUUAUUGAAAACGGAGUUGAAGUUGAUGCGGUGAUGUUAGACUGCUCCAAAGCCUUUGAUCGUGUAGACCACCAGUCCUUGUUGACAACACUGGGCUUGCUUGGUGUUGACCCCGACGUUAUUAGUUUGCUGGAUGACUACUUAACUGGUAGAGAACAGAUUGUGGUCGUGAAUGGCGUAUUUUCAAAAAGCGGGGUUACAACCAGCGGAGUACCACAAGGUUCAGUAUUAGGUCCAAUAUUGUUUAUCUGCGAAAUUAAUGGGAUAGUGUUUGUUCUGCUAAAUGGUAGCAGGAUUUUUAUUUUCGCAGACGAUGUGUUCUUAUGCAGGCCAAUAAGAACGAGCGACGACUGCACGAAAUUUCAAGAAGAUAUCGAUGCCGUAUUUAAAUCAGCGGUUGAAAAACGAUUGACCUUUAACCCGAAAAAAUCAGUGCACAUGCGCUUUUCCAAUAAACGAAGUUUAAGUGACGUAAAUAAAUAUUUUUUGAACAACGUCGAGAUUGAAAGUCGCCCUGUCGUUAAAUAUUUGGGGUUAGUGGUCGAUCGAAAACUGCGGUGGGGUGAGCAUACGAGUAAUUUGUGUAUCAAGAUUAGGAAACGUAUAGGCUACAUCUUAUCGCUGUUUAACCAUUAUGACUCCGCGGCACUUAUUUGUUUGUAUAAAGCGUUAAUUUUUCCACUUUUUGAUUAUUGCAGUCCCGUGGUAAAACCAUUUCUCAAAACCCAUAGAGACGAUUUAGAUAAAUGUGCUUUAAAGUUCCUGAAAAGAUUGCGAAUGGGCAAUGCGCGUACAGAUUACAGUGGCAGGCUUCGCGAGAUAAAUUGGGAUUGUGUUGAACUGCGUCGCAUUAAAACGUCUUUGUGUGUUGCAUAUAAACUCGUAUUCGGCAUGAUACCUUUUGGCAGCCAUUUUUUUAUUUGUUAUGAGUCAGUUACUGCCGUCGAUACUGUUGCAGGUAACACUCGGAAUGCCGAUCGGAUGUCGCGCCACCCAUUCCCGAUUCAAGCUGCCAGAACAAGUUUUGUGGAACGGAAGUGCCAGCCAGCGAAAAUUCUUUCUCAUGGAGGACUGCUAAACUUUGGAACGACCUCAAUUUAGAUCCGUCAUCGUACUGCUCACUGCAAUCAUUCCAAAGAGCAUUGGAAGACGUCUCUUGGAAGGAGAUCGCAUCUGCUAACGACCAUCUGCCGUCGAAUAACCUUGACUUUUGUUAAAUCGAUGAAAUUGAUGAAAUGUUUUACUGUUUUCUUAUAUAAGUUUUAUUUGUUUUUUUUUGUAAUAGAUUAUGUUGACCUGUCUAUAGAUCUCGAUAAGGAGUGAUUCCUUGUAUCUGUAGACACUAAGCGAUUAAAA